This is a messenger RNA of Rattus norvegicus (Norway rat), 4487 nucleotides long. RefSeq names its product N-myristoyltransferase 1 (gene Nmt1). Gene Ontology annotation, biological process: protein localization to membrane; ketone metabolic process. Gene Ontology annotation, cellular component: cytoplasm; plasma membrane; membrane. NCBI's taxonomy places the organism in Eukaryota, Metazoa, Chordata, Mammalia, Rodentia, Muridae. The record is from RefSeq and is a predicted model, not a curated record. Gene Ontology annotation, molecular function: CoA-dependent peptidyl-lysine N6-myristoyltransferase activity; myristoyltransferase activity; glycylpeptide N-tetradecanoyltransferase activity.
GGCAGUUUACAGAACUUCGCCCAGACUCUCGAGUGGCUUGAGUCCAGCCAAUGACACUGGAGCCAAAAAGAAGAAAAAGAAACAAAAGAAGAAGAAAGAGAAAGGCAACGACAUGGAUUCCACCCAGGAUCAGCCUGUGAAGAUGAACUCUUUGCCAGCAGAGAGGAUCCAGGAAAUACAGAAAGCCAUUGAGCUGUUCUCAGUGGGUCAGGGGCCCGCCAAAACCAUGGAGGAAGCCAGUAAACGAAGCUACCAGUUCUGGGAUACACAGCCAGUGCCCAAAUUAGGUGAAGUGGUAAACACCCAUGGCCCUGUGGAACCUGACAAAGACAACAUUCGCCAGGAGCCCUACACCCUACCCCAGGGCUUCACUUGGGAUGCCUUGGACCUGGGAGACCGUGGUGUGCUAAAAGAACUGUACACCCUCCUGAACGAGAACUAUGUGGAAGAUGACGAUAACAUGUUCCGAUUCGAUUAUUCCCCAGAGUUUCUCUUGUGGGCUCUCCGGCCACCAGGCUGGCUCCCACAGUGGCACUGCGGGGUCCGAGUGGUCUCAAGUCGGAAACUGGUUGGAUUCAUCAGUGCCAUCCCAGCAAACAUCCACAUCUAUGACACAGAGAAGAAGAUGGUGGAGAUCAACUUCCUGUGUGUCCACAAGAAGCUACGCUCCAAGCGGGUGGCUCCAGUCUUGAUCCGAGAGAUAACCCGGCGGGUCCACCUGGAGGGCAUUUUCCAAGCUGUUUACACUGCCGGCGUAGUGUUGCCAAAGCCUGUUGGCACCUGCAGGUACUGGCAUCGGUCCCUGAACCCUCGGAAGCUGAUUGAAGUCAAGUUCUCCCACCUGAGCAGAAACAUGACCAUGCAGCGCACCAUGAAGCUGUACCGGCUGCCAGAGACUCCCAAGACAGCUGGGCUACGCCCGAUGGAAAAGAAGGACAUUCCGGUAGUGCACCAGCUGCUCAGCAGGUACCUGAAGCAGUUUAACCUCACCCCCGUCAUGAACCAGGAGGAGGUAGAGCACUGGUUCUACCCCCAGGAGAACAUCAUUGACACUUUUGUGGUAGAGAAUGCCAAUGGUGAGGUGACUGAUUUCCUGAGCUUUUAUACACUUCCUUCCACCAUCAUGAACCAUCCAACCCACAAGAGUCUGAAAGCUGCAUACUCCUUCUACAACGUCCACACCCAGACCCCUCUUCUAGACCUCAUGAGCGACGCCCUCGUUCUAGCCAAAAUGAAAGGGUUCGACGUAUUCAAUGCACUGGAUCUCAUGGAGAACAAAACAUUCCUGGAGAAGCUCAAGUUCGGCAUAGGGGACGGCAACCUGCAGUAUUACCUGUACAAUUGGAAGUGCCCGAGCAUGGGGGCCGAGAAGGUUGGGUUGGUGUUACAGUAACCAGCUGCCAGUGAGAUUCUGGAUAAAGCCACUGAGAAUCCAAACCAGGAAACGGAACCCUCCACUUGUGGUCCAGCUCUCACAGAUGUGAGAUCGCUGGCAAACAGAACAGAACUGAACCGGCUUUACCAAACCGCCAGCGAACUUGACAAUUAUAUUGCCAUGGCGUGGGCUGCGUGACGUCACCUUUAGCCAUGUUUCUGGUCUCCCUGUUUUCAGUGAAUUACCAUGCUCAUGCAGCCAUGAUCAAGGGAAUGGAACUGCUGAAACCUCGCUCGUGAUUGGCAUAUUAUGGAGUUAACGGGUGAAUAAUAAAAGUAUAUAUAUUAUAUAUAUAUAAAUAUUCUAGAUAUCUUUCAUGUUCCAAAUGUACAAGGAUGUUUGGUCUCUAAUGAGAAAGACGCUGAAUCCAGUCAUUCUUCAAUGUGAGAGCCCAAGGACAGCGGCAGACAGGUGUGCAGAUGCACGACUAUUGUUUCUUCCGCAGUGAUGGCUGUGGUCAGGGGGAGCAGGAGAGAGUGGAUCUGGGGAGCCCUUGGAAUCGGCUGCCCAGCAGGCUUUGAGCAGGAGGCAUGAUAGAGGGACUGCCAGCUCAGGAGAGGGCUCCUAGGGUGGGACUGUCCCUGGGCAGUGGCCAGCCUGCUGCUCUCUGAGACCAGGAGGUGGUGACAAUCAUGGAAGUAGAUUCAUUAAUCAAGUCCCUCUUCCAUCUCCUGGGCCCUGUCCCGGAGGACACUAUCCUACCAAGUGAUUUUAAAAGGCUGGUUGUUGCCACCCUUACAGAUGUGUGUUCUCUGAGAGACUUUGUCCUCACUUCUAGGAUGGUUGGCAUUUUGAAAGGGACUUUGGACCUUGUAGUGUCUGGGACCUUGUCAGGACCACAGUGCAAGCUUUGUUUGCUGUGUAUUAGAGCAAAGAGGGCGAAAGUGUCCCAGGAAGGCUGAGCAGGUGUGGUGUGACGAUGGUCAGGCCCUUGAGUCCCAGCCCCUGCCUGUGCCUUCCAGCCCGUCAGCCAUCUCGUGCUCCUUUGUUUCUCCUUUCCAGUAUGUGCAGCCCACAAUGGCCACAAGAAACAGUCACUAGAGAUGGUCUGGACUUAGCGCAUUGCCAGUGUCUGAGUCUGAUUAUCACCGGUGCUGUUGUGGAUUUUUGUGGGGUAGUGAUGGUUGUUGAUGCUGCCAGUUUCUCCUGAAGUGGUCAAGCCCCUGAUCACAUGGCUGCCCGUGUGGGCCUUCUCGAGCGGUGUUGAGCCAGGUGGCCCAGGAGGAUGGGCUGAACUGUCAGCAAGUCACCUCCAGCUGCCUCGUAACUUGUGCGAUGGGGGAAAGCUCCACACGACACGUAGUGGGCAGUUUCUUUGCUCUUUCACCUCUUGGCAUCUGGGGGUCAGGGGAACCUUACAGGGGAAAGAAGCCUUAGCCUCUAGCCAGGUUCAGCCUUGUUCCCUGACCUGAGUGAAGCUGUCCUACAGGCGAACAGGGACGGAGUCAUGCUGUGGCUUCUGGUAGUGGUCUACAGAAACUAAUGCUCUGACUCAGCUGCAGCCAGCGGGGCUGGAGGCGCGUCCUGCUUUGUAGACUGCUGCUGGACAGAAGCUCUGCUGGGAGGAUUCUUGUCAGAGGCUUCUAGGGAUCUUCCUUCCCUUCACUAUCCUGUGCUGCAAACUGCAAGUGCCAGCAAGGUGGCCGACUUGUGACUCCGAGAUACUCAGACCAAAGAAGCUGUUUGUGGCAAGAUGUGCACUGAGCUCUACAGAGGGAGGGGUUGGAGGCGGGGCUCCCCUCGGCCUCAGUCAUCAGACAGUGCCCUAAGUGCCCCAGUGGGCUCACCCUGCCCACACUUCAAAGAACAAAGUACUCGAGCCUUUCCUUCUUGGGUGGGCCUGGAAUGUGGAAGCCCCUGUCUUACUCUGUCAGCUGUGGGCCAGCUCUCGGCUCAAAUUACUUCUGAGGUUUGGGGAACACAAAUCUCUGGAGUGAGCUUUGGUUUCAUUGACCCUGGUCAUGGACCAGAGAACAAAACAGUGAGCCUCAGGGGAUUGCGCUGGAAGAUCUGCUGGCAACAACUCUGUCCCCAAAAACCGGUGGCUCACUCCGCCUCUGCCACUGCCUUGGGCACCCUGCCCAGGUCUGUAGGAGUUGGCUCAGGGCUUGUUUUUAAGUCUUGUUUUCAUCCGAGCUGUCCCGGUGUCUUCAUUCAACCCUCAUGGGAUUGGGGGCUAAAGAGCACCAUUUGUGGGGUUCAAAACCACUCCACAGUCUUUGAAGUAUGGCAGGCCUGUGACUGGCUUGGACCAAAGGAGAAGGGCCUUGGGCAUCCAAGCUGACCUUUCUCAGGCAGCCGCUAUAGGAAGGCCUCUGUGGGCCUGACCCUGGCCUUCUGCUGUGUACUGAAGACCACCUUUCCUCCCCUGCCUUUGGAUUGCUACCAUGGACACUGGUCUGUAGAAGUGAGCUGGGUAGAAAGGCCUUAACUCUGGACUGAGACCCGCGUGGGCUUGCUGUCCCCACUCAGGCCUGUGUCUGAAGAUGUUGGUAUCUGAGGAUUGGCUCACACAAAGCUCUGCUGACACUCGUUUUUUAAUGGAAAAUUUCAGGCUUGCUCCUUCUUUCUGGCAUUCGUCGCCCUUAUUUGCUGGCCCUCUGAAGCCCAGAGGCAGGUGUCUUUGUGAUCUUGAAUUCUGUCUCCAAAGAUGACCAGCAUUAAACCAACCUGGGGGCCCAAAGGCCCUGAGCAGUUUUCAUGGAGCCGUCUACAUCUAAGAGACUCAGGAAAGGGAGCUAGAGUGUCUCUCUGGCCUUGUCUGCCUUUUGUUGAACCAGAGACCCGUUGCGUCUCGCUGCAGAGUGACGGCGGGCGGGCCUACAGACUGUAUCUGAGGAGAUUUAGGACGGUUUUCACUGAAUUAAACUACAGUGUUCACUGUGGCCAUCAGGUGCUGCAUCUGGGGGCGUGAGAGCUUCACUUUUUUGUCUUGGCUUUUCUUUGGGCUGUGCUGGGGGCUUUCUUGCUGGGGUGGGGGCAGAGAUACCAAAUGCACUGUUCCACUCCAGACAUCUCACUUGUUUCUAAUAAAGCAAGCCGUUCAACAGUC